CAGGGGAUAACACUGGACUGGAGUUCUCAGGGACAACAGUCAACAACAUUGUUUUCAGCAGGGAUAGGUUUCGAAGAAGCUUUAUGUAUUAACGGGAUAUGUGAGAAACCCAGUUCAGCACAGGUUUUCUGUAUCUUUCUUACUUACUAAUAUAUUAAGCAAGUAAUCUGUGGUAGUGCUGUAAUGUGUGAUUGGAUUGGAUUGAGAGCAUUUGGCACGACAAGGUUUUUGGAACUUUGGCUUCUAAAUGUGACAUGCAUCUCCAAUGAACACUGAGCCCAUCAUAGAUCUAAACCUGAAAAUAUCUGGUUAUGAGAACUGGCACUACAAAAGUCCCUUGGAGGUAAGAUGUUCAUGGAACUGUGUGACCAGUGGGGCACCUGGACAGUCCUGCUGCUCUGGUGCAUAAACUUAUCAGCUGCUGAUCUCAACUGCCCACAGAAAUGUAUUUGUAACCGUGACACGCUGGAGGUCAACUGCUUCUCAAAACACCUCACAGGUGUGCCUGAGGGCCUGCCCAGUAAUGCCAAGCGCCUCAACCUUUCUGGAAACCAACUGAAAACACUGGCCAGAAGGCAGUUCUCUGGCUUGUCCAAGCUGGAGGACUUGGACCUGAGCGAGAACAUAAUUUCUAUGAUUGAAGUAGAAGCCUUUCAGGGACUUAAAAACCUGCGAUACUUGAGGAUUAAGAACAACCGGCUCAAGAUCCUACCAGUUGGCGUAUUUUCAGGCCUCUCCAACCUUCGACGUCUAGAUAUCAGUGAGAAUGAGAUCCUGGUUUUCCUGGAUUACACAUUCCAAGACAUGAUUAACUUACAGCAGCUUGAUGCGGGAGAGAAUGACCUGGUGUUUAUCUCACAACGGGCUUUCGUUGGGCUACAGGCACUCAAGGAACUGAAUGUGGACAGAAGCAAUCUGACUUCUAUCCCCACAGAGGCUCUGUCACAGCUCCAGAGCCUGACCAAGCUGCGUAUGCGCAAGCUUACCAUCAGCGUGCUUCCUAAUAAUGCCUUUCGCCGAUUGCACCAGCUGCAGACUCUACAGAUCCUCCACUGGCCUUCUCUUGAGAUGCUAAAUAGCAACAGUCUGGUUGGCCUCAACCUUACCACUUUAGCUUUGAGCAACUGUAACCUGAGUGCUAUUCCUUAUGCUCCAUUGCGUCAUUUAGCCUAUUUGCAAUACCUGGACCUAUCCUACAACCCUAUCACCUCCAUACAGGGCAACCUGCUGGGGGAGCUUCUCCGGCUGCAAGAGUUCCACCUGGUAGGUGGGAGCCUGAUGCGUAUCGAGCCAGGUGCCUUCCGAGGUCUAGUCAACUUUCGUCUGCUCAAUGUGUCCUCUAAUCGUCUGUCUACACUGGAAGAAAGUGUCUUCCACUCCGUAGGGAACUUGCAGACAUUGCGACUGGACAGAAAUCCUUUGGCUUGCGACUGCAGGCUUCUCUGGGUAGUGCGACGUCGCCGGCGGUUGGACUUUGAUGGCCGGCAACCUACCUGUUCUACCCCAUAUCAAGCACAGAAGAAAGCAUUUCGGGACUUUUCGGAGUCUGAACUCCCGGUUAUAUUUAUAUGCAGACAGGCAAAGAUUGUGAACCGACAGCUGCAAGAUGCAAGUGUGGUGGAAGGUAUGAACGUACGGUUUGACUGCAAAGCAGAUGGCUAUCCAUCGCCUUCUAUUAACUGGCUGUCAGCCCAGCAGACUCCACUUAGCUCUGUGGGGAGAAUACGAGUGCUUGCUAAUGGGAGCUUAGAGGUGCGUUAUGCCCAAGUACACGACAGUGGAACUUAUCUGUGUACUGCAGCUAAUGCAGCUGGUAAUGACAGCUUCCCUGUGAGUCUUCAAGUAGAAGGUCUCCCACCAAACCAUACUGUAGCAUAUUUUUCAGACGAGGGAUGGUUGGAAACAUCAUUACCUCCCUCUACCAACUCUACAGCACGGGUGUCAAACCCUUACCCAUUUGAUGCUAAAACCCUCAUCAUUGCUACCACAAUGGGUUUUCUCUCUUUCCUCAGCUCUGUGGCAAUCUGCUUUGUGUUUAUGUUUUUCUGGAGUCAGAGCAAAGGUCAGAUAAAACACACUGCUACUAUAGACUUUGUACCACGAUCGUCCAUGAGUGGAGGUGGAGAUGGUGGGGACACAGGAAGAUUUACAAUGAAGCUUAUUUGAGCUGGUUGCAAACAACAUAAAAAAUUAAAGGACUCUGAAGAGCUGGUAACCAUUAGCUGAGCCUUCAAUUAGUAACUCUAAGCUGAGCAACUGCUAACCAUGUUGAAGCUUGCCUACAUAUCUUAUGAGUAAGGUAUAAAGCUUUAUGAUAAAUUUUGAAAUCCUGCAUGACAUUAAUGUAAAUAGAUAUAUUUACUUCACUUUAUAAUAAUGAAUUUUAAGCUGAGAAGUUAGGAAGAAAACCACUAUAUCAAAGGAAACAUAAAUAGGUAUUGUAGUAUAGUGGAUUCAGCAUUGCAACUGCUUAAAAUGUUAUAUUGCACAGCAGACAAACAGAAAUCACUGACUUUCUGUGUUUGUAGGCAUGCAGGCUGCGUUACAUUGAAACUGUAGGAUGAAGUUACAUACCUUAAAUCUAUUUUUUAUUAUUUGACUUAAAUUUUCUUUGUCUGGAGGUAAUAAUUCAUAUCUUCUUAAAUAAAUGAUAAAGUGUGUAUUUUAAUUACAUUUUACCAUUGAAAACUAUUGUAUAUUAAUGUUGUGUGCCAUUUGUUUUGUCAUUGCUUAAUUUUAGGCUAAGAGCUCUUAGUAAAAUUAAUACUAAAGUAUUUUCCUUUGUGAGGGUUCUAGCACAUUAAGCCUUUAGAAAUGCCAAAUUAAACAAAUACAGGCCACACAGUGAUGUAUUUGAUUAUAAUUCCAAAGCAGUUUUGCCUAAUGUAACUUUGUAACACACACACACAUACACACACACACACACACACACACACACACACACACAAACACACAAAAAAAAAACAUAUGUGUUAGCUUAAAUGUUAACAGGCUAUAAUUGUCCAUAGGACAAGAAAUAAAUGAAUUAAACAUUUAAGCAAGUUAAGGAUUUGAAAUGUAUUAUUUUUGUGUGUGAUAUUGUACAUUACAGCAAAGGCUGUUAUUCUUAUAAACUGCUGUAUAUAGAUAAGAUUACAGAGUUUCUGCAGGGUUGUUCUUUUUAUAAACCACAUCAAAUGAUGUUAUGCCAUGCCAAUUAAAUUUAUGCAUCUCUUAUAGCACAAAUGUCAUGAACGCACACCUUACAUGGUUGUUUAAAAUGCUUUGCAAUUUAUGUAAUGUAUAUAUUUCCACAUGUUGAUGUUUUUGCUAUGUAUUCGUAACUUUAACAUUUUGCAUUGAACUAUUAAAUACUACGCAAGUGUGGUUGUUCAGAAAACCAUCUCGCCUUCCUAUCUUAAAUCCAAAGUAUUGCAUUUUAAAGCUCCUCAUUAAAAAUUCAAUAUAAUUUCUGAGGCCUGAGAGUCUCAGUAAUUUGCAGCUUUCAUGAAUACUGGUUCAUUCUAGUCUCUUGUGUCUCUUUUAAAAUAGAAGCUGAGGAAGACAGCUAUUAUUUAAAAGGACU
This is a messenger RNA of Xyrauchen texanus (razorback sucker), 3565 nucleotides long. Its product is annotated as leucine-rich repeat and immunoglobulin-like domain-containing nogo receptor-interacting protein 1. Lineage: Eukaryota; Metazoa; Chordata; Actinopteri; Cypriniformes; Catostomidae. The transcript is spliced from 3 exons. Gene Ontology annotation, cellular component: extracellular region. Gene Ontology annotation, molecular function: protein binding. Bases 349 to 2166 code for a protein of 605 amino acids. The record is from RefSeq and is a predicted model, not a curated record.